AUGACACCACAUCAUUUCUUGGUCGGCACAUUUUCUACCCCCGUGGUCUUCACCCUCGCCUUCGAUGACGCAGAUGGCUCGCUUCGAGUUGUGGGUCAGAGCAAAGCGACGGGCGCUCAUUCGUGGCUUUCUUUGAGCGUGAGUGAAGGCUACGCGUUUGGUCCAUUGAUGCUGAAACGGAAGCUGACCGGAUGGAACCGCUCAUGGGUCGAACAGGCCGAUCUCACUCGGUUGUAUGCAACGGCAUGGACCACGCCUCCGGGACUCGCAUCCUAUCGGGUCGUUCGCAACGAAACCCACGUACCUGUCCUCGAACACAUCAACAGCGUGGAAACCAAAGCCCGGUCAGGAUACUGUUGCAACUCCAGCAUCGCGGUCUAUUCAGCCGGAGGGCCUACAGGCGAAGUCUUCAAAAUCGAUCCCGAGACCGGAGGCUUCGAUUCGAGCGCGAAGCGACCUUUGCAAGCGCUGAAUUUCGUGGAUGCGAAGGGCCAACAGGAUGAUGGGGGUGUGAUGGAUUUCGGAGGGUUGAGACAUGGGGCUCAUUCGGCGGACUUGAGUUUGGAUGGAAAGAGGCUUUACAUCGCAGACAUGUGAGUAUCGGCGUGCCCAUCCCGGUCGUUCUCGGGGCCGACGUUCUGAUUGUUCCGUACGAGCGACGCUUUGUUCAUACCAGUGGGAGGAAUUGCAUCUUUGUGUACUCGGUACAAAACGAUGGGAAGCUAAUUUUGACGGAUAAGAGCAUCGCACCUCGCCCUACCGACGGGCCGCGGCACGUCACCCCUCAUCCGAAUGGACACUGCGUUUAUUCACUGCAGGAGCAUACGUCCAUGGUCGACGUCUUUGAGGUGAGUGCCACGAAGCGGAGUAUACAUCCGUACACUCAUGCGUUAUUGACGCCCUCUAUUGACACCUCCGUGCAGGUGUCGAGCCAAGGAAAACUUGACUGGAAAGACGGGGUCAAGAUCAUCCCGAAGGGUACGCAGCGCGCGAGCAACCAGCUCAGACGAAAUUCAGCUCUCGACUCGAGCUGACAACCGCAGUGUCCAUCCGAUCCUUACAUAGACCUCUCCCCCACCCUCUUCUGGGCCGACGAAGUCCGACUCUCCCCAUCCAACUCCUCUUCGACCCCUUCCUACCUUUGCGCUUCUACACGUGGUCUCGAGCCCUCAACCUUGGGCUACGUCGCCGUGUUCAAACUGCUCCCUUCGGGCCUCUUCGCGUCCCCCGAACCUUUGGCGAUGUUGCAAACUCCUACCUCGGGUGGUUGGGCCAAUGCGAUUGAACCUGCUCCUUGGGCAUCGACUUUGGAGGGAGCGGAAGGGAAGGAUUAUCUGGCCUUGACGGAUUCGGAGGAGGGUCUGGUGAUGGUUCUGAGUUGGGAUGGGGAGGAGUUGAAAGAGGUGGCUAGGGUUCAAUUGGACGGGAAGGCACCGGCUGCGACGGCUGUCUGGAUCGAUUAA
Messenger RNA from Microbotryum saponariae, 1463 nucleotides. The record is from the annotation of a GenBank genome assembly. NCBI's taxonomy places the organism in Eukaryota, Fungi, Basidiomycota, Microbotryomycetes, Microbotryales, Microbotryaceae.